CCCUUCUUUGAGCGCCCCCCUCCUGCACACAUGACGUCGAUCCGAUGAACGGCAGGAGCUGAGUCCCUCACCUGCAGGAAGAAACACCGGAAGAAGUUGUGAAGACGCCUGGAAGUUUAACCUUAGAAUAAAAACAAAACAAAAACAAAAACCAGAGCAGCGAUGUUCCUCCAGAUGAGACGCCUCCUCCGCCCGGGCCACUGCGCCCCCCUCCACCGCAGGAGGCCCCCCGGGAGGACGCUGUGGACGGUUCCCGCCGCGCAACAGCAGCAGCAACGUGGCGGCAGAGCUGCGGGAUCGGACGCACCUGCGCGCAGCCACAAGUCUCUCUGCAGGGGCUACGCGUCCGACGCGCUGUACGGCCGAGCCUUCGCCUCAGCCCGGGACAGCCCCGACACGUUCUGGGCUGAGGCGGGACAGGACGUCAGCUGGUUCCAACCGUGGAGUAAAACUUUGCACGUUGAGGAUCCAGUGUUCCCAAACUGGUUCGUUGGAGGGAAGCUGAACAUGUGCUACAACGCCGUGGAUCGUCACGUGGAGAGCGGCCGCGGAGAGCAGCCGGCCAUCAUUUAUGACAGCCCAGUGACCGGAACCAAACAGAUCAUCACUUUCAGGGAACUUCAGGACCAGGUGUCCAGGUUAGCGGGAGUCUUGGUGAAGAAUGGGGUACAGAAAGGAGACCUGGUGGUCAUCUACAUGCCCAUGGUGCCGCAGGCCAUGUUCACCAUGUUGGCGUGCGCCCGGAUCGGUGCCCCACACAGCCUCAUCUUUGGCGGCUUCGCUUCCAAAGAGCUCUCUGUUCGCAUCAAUCACGCCAAGCCCAAGCUGAUGGUUACAGCCUCGUUUGGCAUCGAGCCCGGCAGAAGAGUGGAGUACAUCCCUCUGGUGGAGAAGGCCUUGGAGCUGAGCUCGCACAGGCCCUCGAAGGUCCUCAUCUACAACAGGCCGAACAUGGAGAAGGUAUCAAUGAAACCGGAGCUGAGUCUGGACUGGGACGAAGAGAUGGCCACAGCUCGGCCGCACGACUGCGUUCCUCUUCCCUCCGACCACCCUCUCUACGUCCUCUAUACGUCCGGGACCACAGGGACCCCGAAGGGUGUUGUGCGAGAUACUGCCGGCUAUGCUGUGAUGCUGAAAUGGACCAUGUCAAAUAUUUAUGGACUCAGUCCUGGAGAUGUCUGGUGGGCGGCGUCGGACCUGGGCUGGGUGGUCGGUCAUUCGUACAUCUGCUACGGUCCCCUGCUCCAUGGCAACAGCACCAUUCUCUACGAGGGUAAGCCCGUGGGGACCCCAGACCCCGGGGCCUUCUUCCGCGUCAUGUCUGAAAACGGCGCCUCCUCCAUGUUCACGGCGCCCACCGCCCUCAGAGCCAUCCGCCAGCAGGAUCCCCACGCUGACGUCGGGAAAAAAUACCCCUUGUCAAGGUUGCGGUCUUUAUUCCUGGCAGGAGAGCGCUGCGAUGUGGAGACGCUGGACUGGGCCAAGAGGAGCUUCGGGGUUCCCGUCCUGGAUCACUGGUGGCAGACGGAAACUGGCUCAGCCAUCACCUCCUCGUGCAUCGGGCUGGGGAACUCGCUCACGCCACCUGCAGGCCAGGCCGGAAAACCCGUUCCAGGGUACAACGUCACGGUGAUCGAUGAUGACAUGCGGCAGGUGAAGCCGAGGACCCUGGGAAAUAUUGUGGUGAGGUUACCUUUACCACCUGGUGCAGCACUGUCAUUGUGGCAGAACAGGAAACUGUUCAAGGAGCUGUACUUCACUAAGUUCCCAGGUUACUAUGACACCAUGGACGCAGGCUUCGUGGAUGAGGAGGGCUUCCUCUACAUCAUGUCUCGCUCUGAUGAUGUCAUCAACGUGGCCGGCCACAGGCUGUCCGCUGGAGCGUUGGAGGAGUCGGUGCUGCAGCACCCUGCCGUUGGCGACUGUGCCGUGGUGGGUCUGGACGACCCUCUGAAGGGCGUCGUGCCUUUGGCCCUGUGUGUGCUCAAAAAUGGUGUGCAGAAAACCGAAGAGGAGAUCGUCAGUGAGAUGGUGAAGCUGGUCAGAGACACCAUCGGACCCGUGGCCGCCUUCAGGAAAGUGCUUUUCGUCCAGGGGCUGCCGAAGACGCGCUCCGGCAAGAUCCCCCGCUCCUCUUUAGCCAACCUGGUCAACGGAAAGCCCUACAAGAUCACUCCAACCAUCGAGGACCCAGAAGUGUUCAAAGACAUCGAGCUGCAGGUAGAAAAGGCCCUGAGACCUCCCGGAGCCUGAACGCAUCAGCUGGAAGAACAGAAGGAAACUGAGGGGUUGGAUCAAAUACGAGCAACAGGAGCAACUUUUUAAGAACUGGCUCUGAGCUUUAGAACUAUGAGUAGACGUAAGAUGAAUGAUUAGUCUUAUUCUCCGAAGUGGAGCUGGAGGAAGGCGCUGACUUGGAAGCGUUGUCUCCUCGAUCUUCAUGAACUGUGAAAAAACAAUGAAGCGAGGUAGUAGAAGGACAUUCACCCCGGAUCAAAAUACAUUAUCCAUCUAGAUUGUUUUACUGUGAGUUGUGGCAUUUUGGAGGUAUCGUCCGUGGAGUAAUCCGCCAUGUCUUGAAUGUCUUUUGGAUGGCGGGGCUCGAGGCACCAAAGAAAAAUGUAAGAAAAGGUCAUCAGCGAUUUUUCUCUUUCCAGAAGUUACGACUCAAUUACUCAAGAUAAUCCGCAGAGCUCGUCGUGAGCAGUUUCAUGUACAGUAGGGACUAUUUUCUGUCCGCAUCACCACGCAGGAUCCUCUCAUGAAUGAGCGGAUGCACGCUUCCUUCUGUGCAGCGAUACGGACGGAAAGUAGAUCCAACAUGAAACUGCUCCCGACAAGAUCUGUGGAUUAUCUUGAGUAACUGGGUUGUGAUUUCUGGAAGGAGACAUUGUUGUUGUAGUUGUUGAUUGUAUGUUUUUGGUGCUUUUUGAGCCCCACAAGCCACGUGCCAUCUCCUACUAGUUUAAUUGUAUUCUAGAAAAGGUGGAGAGACGUCGGCCUUCUCUCAAAUACAAUUAAACAAUAUGGCAAGCGACAGAGAUAAAAACGAAUGAAAUAGUCUGUUUAUAUUUCCUUAAAUGUUACACGUAAUUGACCAAUAGUUGUAUGGUACCUGUGCAGGUAUGUUACAUAACGUAGCACUUUGCUUACGUACUGUACGGUCUUGGUAUUUCCCUCUGUGUGAGAGCUGUUCUACACUGCAAACAAGCAAGUAGUUUUCAAGAUCUGAGCCAACAAACUAUAAAACUUUACUACUGUAAAACGUGACAUUACAACUGUUGUGCACAGAGAACAGUUUCGAUGGGUGAGUUGUACUACAGGACAGAGGAAGGAACAUGUAUUUUUGAUUUUGGGUUGAACUGUCCCUUUAAUGUUUCCACUUGUAAUAUUGUAAUUACUAACAUUCUAUUCUGAACAGUGAUGCGAUGUGAUGAUAUAUGAAAUGACGCCUCGGAGCAAAUGAACGUUUGUAAUUAUGAACGAUGAAUAAUGAAGACGGCUCGUUCACUGACA
Acanthopagrus latus (yellowfin seabream) is the source of this 3516-nucleotide messenger RNA. It is a transcript of the gene acss3, whose product is annotated as acyl-CoA synthetase short chain family member 3. NCBI's taxonomy places the organism in Eukaryota, Metazoa, Chordata, Actinopteri, Spariformes, Sparidae. The record is from RefSeq and is a predicted model, not a curated record. The transcript has 16 exons. Bases 163 to 2253 code for a protein of 696 amino acids.